This is a messenger RNA of Spea bombifrons (plains spadefoot toad), 686 nucleotides long. RefSeq names its product potassium channel subfamily K member 4-like. The coding region runs from base 81 to 686 and encodes 201 amino acids. The transcript has 5 exons. Gene Ontology annotation, molecular function: potassium ion leak channel activity. Gene Ontology annotation, biological process: potassium ion transmembrane transport; stabilization of membrane potential. The record is from RefSeq and is a predicted model, not a curated record. Gene Ontology annotation, cellular component: membrane. NCBI's taxonomy places the organism in Eukaryota, Metazoa, Chordata, Amphibia, Anura, Pelobatidae.
GCAUCACAGUGCACUGAGCUUGAGGCAAUGCAGAGCAUUAUCGAGUGCUGAGACAGAGCAAGAACACAAGCGUCGCAAACAUGUCCUGCAAAUCACCAGUAGCACCUAUCACUGGGAGCCUCCUGUACCAAUUGUCUUGCUCCUCGCAGGAUUCCAUUUUGUUGGGUGAACAAUUAGGGGCUGAGGAAGAGGUGCCCAACAGUAACGUCAUGAAGAAGAAAACUGUUGUAGCUUUGUUUGGGGUCGUUCUGGGCUACCUGGUGACAGGGGCUGUGGUCUUUCAGAUGCUCGAGCAGCCUUAUGAGUCUAUGCAGCAGGACAGGCUUUCAGAGCACCGGAAAGCAUUUCUCGAAAUGCACACCUGCAUCCAGGAGGUGAACCUAGAUGAUUUUGUACUGCAGGUGAAAGACGCAUUGAAUUCUGGAGCUGAUCUCGCAACAAAUGAUACAAAUGUCACUUCGCGCUGGGACAUCGGGAGCUGCUUCUUCUUUGCAGGCACCGUAAUCACCACCAUUGGUUUUGGUAACAACUCACCAAAAACAGAGGGUGGGCGACUCUUCUGCAUAUUCUAUGCACUGAUUGGAAUCCCACUCUUUGGAAUUCUGCUGGCCGGAGUAGGGGAUCACCUAGGGUCUGCUCUACGUGAAGGAAUUGGGAGAGUGGAGAAGGUUUUCCUGAGCUUCUAA